Molecule: messenger RNA, 829 nt
Organism: Oryza brachyantha (malo sina)
Lineage: Eukaryota; Viridiplantae; Streptophyta; Magnoliopsida; Poales; Poaceae
Product: signal peptidase complex catalytic subunit SEC11A-like
Exons: 8
Coding region: 90-632 (180 amino acids)
Cellular component (GO): signal peptidase complex; membrane
Molecular function (GO): serine-type endopeptidase activity
Source: RefSeq, a predicted model, not a curated record
ACAACAACAACACGACGCGCAGAUUUGCUUUCUUUCUUGUCUUCCCUUGCGUUCGAGAGUUCGCCGGCGACGGCGAGAGCCGAGGAGAGAUGGGGUUCAUCGGCGACACGGCGGAGUCGAUCCGCUCGAUACAGAUCCGCAGCGUCCUCGCGCAGAUCAUCGGCCUAGGAAUGAUUGUUACCUCCGCAUUGAUCAUAUGGAAGGGAUUGAUAGUUGCAACAGGGAGCGAGUCCCCUGUGGUUGUGGUACUUUCUGGUAGCAUGGAGCCUGGAUUUAAAAGGGGUGAUAUCCUUUUUUUGCACAUGAGCAAAGACCCUAUUCGCACAGGAGAAAUAGUUGUUUUUAAUGUUGAUGGCCGUGAAAUUCCUAUUGUUCACCGCGUGAUUAAGGUCCAUGAACGCCAGGAAAGUAAAGAAGUUGAUAUCCUUACGAAAGGUGAUAAUAAUUUUGGGGAUGACCGUCUUCUUUAUGCACAUGGGCAGCUUUGGCUUCAGCAACAUCACAUCAUGGGACGGGCCGUAGGCUUUCUUCCAUAUGUCGGAUGGGUUACAAUCAUCAUGACUGAAAAACCAAUUAUAAAGUACCUGCUCAUCGGUGCCCUGGGUUUGCUGGUCAUUACAUCGAAAGAGUAACAUCGUCAACACCCCAAAAAUUAGCACAAACAUUAGAGCAGUGUCCUAUACAGUUUAGGGAGGAUUCCUUUUGUUUUAGCAUGGUGUUGGGGAAAAAGAGACAUGAUUACACCAUGAAUGCAAAAAAAGGUCUAUCGUUUGUUCUCGCGUAACAUCUCGUAUAAUGGUAAGAUCUGAUUUUAUUGCAUUGGGUAAAA